AUGUUCAGUGCGCUGAAAUUGCAGCCGGAGUCUUACCGCAAGAAGAAGGAUUUAUACGAGUAUGGAAGGACGCUCGGGGUCGGGUCGUUUGGCACGGUGAGGGUAGCAACCGUUAAGAAGACUGGGGAGCAGGUAGCAGUCAAGAUCAUUCUGAAAAAGAGUCUUGCUGGAAACGAGCAGAUGGUUUUGGAUGAAAUUGAUAUGCUGAGGCAAUUGAGCCAUCCACAUAUCGUGAAGUUUGUGGAUUGGUUCGAGAGCAAGGACAAGUUCUAUAUCGUCACCCAAUUGGCUACGGGUGGAGAGUUAUUUGAUCGGAUCAUCGAGCGGGUUUCUUUCAGCGAGAGAGAUGCUGCAGCCGUGGUGACGCAAAUACUGCUUGCUCUAGACUAUCUGCACACCAACGAUAUCGUUCACCGGGAUUUGAAACCGGAGAACGUUCUCUAUCUCAACCCUGAGCCAGAUGCUCCCGUGGUAAUUGCGGAUUUUGGUAUCUCUAGAAAGCUGUCAGGAGACGACCAGGUGCUGACAUCAUGUGCGGGGUCAUUUGGAUAUGCUGCUCCGGAGAUCUACACUGGGGAAGGCCAUGGCAAACCGUGUGACAUCUGGUCCAUGGGGGUUAUCACCUACACGUUACUCUCGGGAUGUGCACCUUUCAGGUCUGAAACGGUGCAUUCUUUUGUAGAGGAGGUGCGGUAUAAUGACGGAGUUAUCUUUUAUGAUCGUUACUGGAGCGACAUCUCCUUGGCUGCCAAGCAGUUCAUUCUGCGCAUGCUGGAUGUGGUGCAGUCUAGGCGUGCGACCACGAGGGAUUUGCUCAGAGAUCCGUGGAUCAUUGAGAACACAUCGCCAUUGAAGCCAGACGCUGUCCAAGGCGUGAAUUUGAUCUCCACCAUCCGCGAAGGUUUCGAUGGAAGAUCUAAGCUCCGCAAGGCUGUUCAGGUUGUGAUGAUGAAAAACCGUUUGCAGCGGCUUAGGGACCAAAUGGAUGAUGCAAAUGACGAGGAUUUCCAAUACUAUUCCUCUGGGUCUGUUUCUACGGUCGAUUUAGCAGGAAUUGAUGCUGGCAUUGCUGGUAUGGAUCUGGACCAGGACUCCAAACGGUCCUCGUUACGUGUUUCACUGUUCCAGCAACUUGUGCAUGCCGCUAGUGAGAACAAGGAAGAGUUACAAAAGAAAUUAGCCGAACAGGAUGGUUUGGAAGAGGAUAAUUAA
This is a messenger RNA of Kuraishia capsulata CBS 1993, 1212 nucleotides long. RefSeq lists its product as uncharacterized. Lineage: Eukaryota; Fungi; Ascomycota; Pichiomycetes; Pichiales; Pichiaceae. The transcript has a single exon. Gene Ontology annotation, molecular function: calcium/calmodulin-dependent protein kinase activity; ATP binding. The coding region runs from base 1 to 1212 and encodes 403 amino acids. Gene Ontology annotation, biological process: protein phosphorylation; cellular response to oxidative stress. The record is from RefSeq and is a predicted model, not a curated record.